Molecule: messenger RNA, 1140 nt
Organism: Hymenoscyphus albidus
Lineage: Eukaryota; Fungi; Ascomycota; Leotiomycetes; Helotiales; Helotiaceae
Source: the annotation of a GenBank genome assembly
AUGCCAGACCAGGACCUCCUCCGUGAGUAUCGAAGGCAAGAUAUGUGCGAUUUACUUCGACAACAAUGACGUUGCUCAUAAAACUAACGAAUUUCAGGUGGUCGGAUUUAUUCAAUCCCUUCUUCUCCCAAUGCGAAGAUAUCUGGGACAAAUUCGAGAACGAUCCGCAACUCCUCGAAGCUUACGAGCUGUGCCAUCGAAUGGCUGACUGCUGGAGACCAGAUACCGUAGAUCAUGUAGCGAAAUACUAUGAACGUAAACGUUCUCGCGGCUUCGAGCACCUCAGGCUUCGUCGGAAGCAUAACCUGUCUAAUAAAAGCCCUGGGCAUAUGUCUUCUCCAAGAAUCCAGCAAAGAAGGGGCAGCCUCAGUAACAUCAAUCGUGGAAUGUUCUUUGCACGACAAACUCGACAGAUGCAGCACCAAUACUCAGCUGAAGACUUCCUGCAAAAGAAGCAAAUGAGACGACACAGUUCAAGCCCAAGUCUAAAUGCGUUGAUCAAGAAACGGUAUAUUUGGCGGUUACUCAUUAUUCAUCGCUUGCUAACUGCUCUCCAGGAAACACUUUUCAGGAUCGUCGGAUCAGGAACCAUACAGGAUACCUCCUGCAGGAAGUCGAGUGGGUCGAAGGUUGGCAAGGCCCAAAAAGCGUCGUAUUGCAAAUUCAAACAGGAUGGUUCUCGAAACCCGUGAAGGAAAGCCCCAAAACAAUACCAUGUCCGCUUCGCAUAAGGAGACACCAAGGGAAGCGCCUCAAAUACAGCCAGAUGAGAUGGAUUUCGAAUCCCUAUCAGUUGCGGAAAGUGCGCCAGAACCUGCCAGAUUUGAAGACCCUCAGAUUUCAUCCAUCGUUGAAGAAUCAGGCCAGGAACUUAGAUUGUCCGAUGGUCCCAGUCCGGCUCCAGCGGCUAAUCCGCCUACUCAGCGUUACAACGAAGGUUUUUUGAACCGCGCGGACUUUUCUCGGGUGUGGGAAAGUUCACACAAAAAAGGAGACAAUUCCAAUGACGCAGACAACGAAGCAGACUGAGGGAGUUGUCUGAGCGAUUUGUUGAUAUCCAAGCAUGUUGCAAAAUCCAAAACAUCAAAAUAUCAGAUGAUACUUGCUUUGUGGUUUUGGAUAAGCUGGUGUGAUUCAUAG